GUGAACACCCUCUUGCGGGAGCAUCUAGAUAAAGCAAAUGAGGUGAAUUCAGCUCUUAAAGAAGAUAUUGGAAAACUGACAGCGGAUUGGAUGAGGGCCAGGGAGGAGCUGGAAUUGAAGGAGAAUGAAUGGCGCAGUGAACGUGAGUUUUAUGACAGCUACUUAAGAGGUGAACACAACCGUCUUCUCAGCCUAUGGCGCCAGGUGGUGACCUUCCGCCGUCAUUUCCUAGAAAUGAAGACAGCCACUGACAGAGAUUUGUCAGAAUUGAAGGCAGAGCAAAUGAGGCUUUCUGGAUCUAUACUUGUCAGCUGCUUCCGGUUAAAUUCUGGUGUACAGCUCUGGGAGUCCCUCACUUUGGGAAGACCUGUCUUAAAGGAUCAGGCACAGAAAGAGGUGGAAAAAGAAAUAAACCAGAAGACCUGGGAAGUGAUGAGCUUUGAAGUUAAGGGGGACCUUGAGAAGAAAGAGCUUCAAGAUCGGGUGAUGGAGCUCUCAGCCUUGCUUGUACAGUCUCAGAAGCAGAAUGAGGAGAAGGAGAAGACCAUGAAGACACUUAACGACACUGUGGAGAUUCUAGAAGCAAGUCGGUUGGAGGUAGAAUAUGAAGCUUCAUUGACUAAAAAUGCCAAAGAAGAGAAUCUUUCCCUUCAAAAGUUGAUAAAAGGUAUAUUUGAGGUGGUGUUAGAUGACAGUGACAGUACAGUGAGCAAUGUCUGCACUGACAGUUCUCAGCAUCCGGAGUCUAGCAACAUCCUCUCUUACCUGAGCUCCAGCAAUACAGAGCAUGCCCUUGUAUUGGUGCAGGAAGUGCUGGCAAGGAGGCAAAGAGCAACGCAGGCCCUAAAAGAAGAGCUUUCUGCCAGCCAGGACUCUAUCAGUUUCCUGCAGCACCAGCACAGACAGCAGGAAGAGGAGUGCAAGAAGUUGCAGCAAAGACUUGAGCAGCUGGAGGAGGAGUGUAAGUUGACCAGCAGCCAGCGGCAGCACCUCCAGUCUCUGGUAGAGGCACUCAGAAGUGACUGUGCAAGCCUAGAGAAAAACAGGGAAGAGCUACAGCAACAGCUCAAAGUAACUGAGCAAGAAGCCUGGCGCCUUCGUCGAAGUAACGCUGAGCUGCAGCUGAAGGAAGAUUCUGCCCAAGGAGAAAAGAUGGAGCAGCAACAGACAACAGAAAGAGAGCGUCGGGACCGGGAGCUUCUUGAGACGGACUUAGCUGCACUUGAAGCAAAACAUUCAUUAUUACAGAGUGAGUUGGUAGUUGCAAGAGAGGCACUGGAGAAAUCCCACCUUCAUAGAGAUCUGCUGAAGCAAGAGAAACAUGAGCUUACAAUGGCAUUGAAAAAGGCAGAGCAGUCAGUAGCAGAGCUGACGGGAGCUCAGAAUAAGCUGAGGGCUGAAACAGCUGAUCUACAUGUUGCAACAGCAAAGAUGAGCAGUAUUAAUGAAGCUCUGGCAUUGGAUAAAGUGCAGCUGAACAAGCUUGUGUUACAGCUGGAACAGGAGAAUGAAGUCAUGUCAAGUAAAGUGGAAGAGAUGGAGAAAGCAAAGAUCUCUGUGCAGGAGAAGCUGAACUUGUGUAAAAGGACAAAUGAAGAGCUCUGCACAGAGAAAGCCCAACUGGAGCAGCUGCUGAAGAACGCAGAGGACCGACAGGAGGGACUACAGGUAGAACUGAGGAUACUGGCAGAGGAAAAGGAAGACACCCAAGAGAAGCUCAAUCAGAUUUGCCACCAGCAAGAGUCAGCUAGCAGUGAUUUGGAGCAGUUGCGCCGGGAGUCCUCUCACCAAGCAGAUGUUCUGGCCAAGGUGUCCAGAGAGAAAGAAGUCCUGGUGCAUGAGAAGGCUGCCCUAGAGGUGCGACUGGCAGCUGUGGAACGAGACAGACAAGGCCUUUCAGAGCAGCUGGCAGAGGCCAGGUCAAUGAAGGAGAUCUUGGAAUCCAGCCUGUUUGAGGCUCAGCAGCACUUGUCUCAGCUGGAGGUCACCAGGAGUCAGAUGGAAAUCCAACUUCAAACAAUCACUCAGGCCAAGGAAGUGAUACAAGGGGAAGUGAAAUGCCUUCAUUGUGAGCUGGAAGCAGAGAGAUCUCGAAUGAAGCAGGAACGGGAAAACAUGGCACAGCAGCUUUUGCGGGCAGAGCAGCAGUAUAACAAUACUCUCAGGCUUCAGCAAAGUGAUCAUGAAGUGGAAAUAAACAAGAUUCUGCAAGACCUGGCAACUGAGCGGGAAAGGCACCAUUCAGAGCUACAGGAGAUGCUAGAGCGCUUGGAUAAGGAGAAAGCAGAGGCAGAAGGUGAGCAUAAGAAGAAGCUGUUGGAUAUGAGGCAGAAGGUUGCUACCAUGCAAGUUCAGCAAGAAGAGGAACGAACUAGAGUUGAAACUGCCAAGAAGGAGAUCCUGCUAGAAAAGGAGAGCGAGAAGAAGGCUUUAUUAGAGACACUACUUCAAACUCAGGGAGAACUAACAGAAGCCUGCCAGCAGCUAGAGCAGCUCAGGCAGGAUGUGAAAGAGCAGCAAGAGAAUGGUCAGACCAUCACAGAAAAGCUGCAAGCAGAGCUGCAGGAAGCUCAGAGUAAGAUCAAGGCAGUGGAGAACAGGCACAAGGAAGAAAUCAAAACCCUCAAAGAGGAAAUGAAUGUCCUCCUUCAGCAGAGGGAUGCUCUACAGAAAAAGGUAGAAGAGUUGAAAUCGCAGCUAGCAGUCUCUGAAGAGUCCUGGCAAGUAAUUGGCCGUGAAGCUCAGGAGCAUCUGCGUGAGGCACAGGAAUUGUCAAGGCAGAAGAUGCUAGAGGUUGUGCACCUUGAGAAGAUCCUGGAGGAGGAGAGAAGACGGUGGGAGGAGGUAGAACAUCAAAACAAAGAGCUGCAAGCGUGUCUGCAGUCCUUGGAGGGGGAGAGAAGUCAAUGGGAAGAAGUACAGCGUCACAACACAGAAUUUCAGGCUUCACUGAAGGCCCUAGAGGGUGAAAGAGCCAGGCUGACUCUGUCUCUGGAGAAGAAGGAACUGAGUCUAAGAACUCUAGAAGAAAAUAGCCUUGCUCAGCAGAGUGAGGUGUCUAAACUGCUGUCUGCCAUUCAUCAGGCCCAGCAGCUCCAUUCAGACCACAGAAGAGAAAUACAAGAGCUCAACAACCAGGUUCAGUCACUCCAGGAGAUGGUGCUGGAGAAAGAGGCUGGCCUGGCAGCUCGGGAGAAGCAGCUGUUACAAGAUCUGGAGCAGUCCCGAGCAGGCGAACGGUGCUUGAGGGAGUCUUUGCGAGUGCUGGAGGCUGAGAUGUCUGAACUUCAUCUGAGACUUUGUAGCACAGAGAACAGAGCAAAGGCAUUGGCUACAGAGUGCCAGCAGGCUAACAGUGCCCACUGUGAAACCCAGGCCCAGCUGGACAAACUGCAUUUGGUUCUCUAUCAUAUGCUGUGUGGCAGCGUUGAUACAAGCAGAGACUUAGUCACUUGGACUUCAGAACAGGAUCAUGUCUGGGGCCUAACUGUUUCUCAGGCCAGGGACCUCCCUGUAGAGAUCACAGUGGACAGAGUGGCAGCAGCCCUACGAGACCUACACCGGGACCUGAAGCAGACUCAACAAGAUUUGAAUGAUGCCAGGAAGAAGGCACAGGAGCUGGAGCUGGAGCUGAGCAAGAGGCGAGCUGAGCGGGACCAUUUCAGUGCCCACAAUCAAGAGCUGCAGAAACGACUGGCUCAAAGUCAGGAAGAGACACAGAUGGCAGAAGGCAAGAAAAACUCUCUGCAAGCUGCCUUGCAGGAAGAGGCUACUGCUCUAAAGAAGGAGGUUAUGACCCUACAUCAAGAGGUGACAUCUUUGGAAAGGAGACUUGAGAGCACUGAGAAGCAAAGAAAGGAUGUCCUGCAUGAGAGGGACACACUGCAAACAGUUAAGGAAGAAAUGGUAUGGGAGAUAAAACUUCUCCAGGAAUCAGUCACAGCCUCUGAAACUCGAGCAAAUGCAGCAACAAAUAUCAAGCACUCCCUUGAACAAGAACUUCAAACUACAUUAUCCGUCUUGAAAAUUAAAAAUGAGGAAGUGGCAGCUCAACAGGAGAAAAUCCAGAUGCUACAGAAAGAGGUAGCAGAGGUGAAAGCUUUGCAGGAAAAACUGUCUCACAUGACUGCCAUGGUAUCGAAGAGAGAGGGAGAAAUUAAGUUGCGUGAGGAACAGAUUAGAAUGCUGGAAAACCAGAACAAAAUGCAUCAAAGCACUCUAGAACAUGUUAUUAAAGACAAAGCAGAGAAAAACCAGAAGAUAGAAUCCCAACAGGAACAGAUAUGGGAGCUGGAGAAGCAGCAAGAAAUGCAGACAGUUAGUAUAAGCAAGAUGAGGAAGGACCUGGAGGAGAGAGAUCAGGAGAUCAGAGCCCAACAAGAACAGAUACGAGAGCUAGAGAAGCAGCGUGAAAGGCAGAGUUUUACUGUCGGAAACAUGAGGAAAGACCUGGAAGAAAGAGACCAGGAGAUCAAAUCCCAGCAAAAAGAGAUACGGGAGCUAGAGAAGCAGCAUGAAAUGCAGACAGUUACUGUAAGCAAGCUCAGCAAAGACCUGGGGGAGAAAGACCAGCAGAUCAGAAUCCAGCAAGAACAGAUAAGUGAGCUGGAGACGCAGCGUGAAAGGCAGAGUAUUGCUGUAGGAAAGAUGAGGAAGGACCUGGAAGAGAGAGACCAGGAGAUCAGAUCCCAGCAAGAACAGAUACGGGAGCUGGAGACAGAGCGGGAAAGGCAGAGUAUUGCUGUAGGAAAGAUGAGGAAGGACCUGGAAGAGAGAGAGCAAGAGAUCAGAACCCAGCAAGAACAGAUAUGGGAGCUGGAGAAGCAGUGGGAAAGGCAAAGAAGUUCUGUAAUCAAUACCAGGAAGGACCUGGAAGAGAGAGACCAAGAGAUCAGAACCCAGCAAGAACAGAUAUGGGAGCUGGAAAAGCAGCGAGAAAUACAGAGCAGUGGUCUAAGCAAGCUCAGCAAAGACCUGGAAGAGAGAGACCAAGAGAUCAGAACUCAGCAAGAACAGAUACGGAAGCUGGAGACGCAGCGAGAAAUACAGAGUUUUACUAUAGGAAAGAUGAGGAAGGACCUGGAAGGAAGAGACCAGGAGAUCAAAUCCCAGCAAGAACAGAUACGGGAGUUACAGAAGCAGCAGGAAAUGCAGACGGUUACUGUAAGCAAGCUCAGCAAAGACCUGGGGGAGAGAGACGAGCAGAUCAGAACCCAGCAAGAACGUAUAUGUGAGCUGGAGACACAGGGAGAAAUACAGAGUAUUGCUGUUGAAAAGAUGAGAAAGGACCUGGAAGAGAGAGACCAAGAGAUCAGAUCCCAGCAAGAACAGAUACGGGAGCUGGAGGAGCAGCAAGAAAUGCAGAGGAGUUCUGUAAUCAAUACCAGGAAGGACUUGGAGGAGAGAGACCAAGAGAUCAGAUCCCAGCAAGAACAGAUACAGGAGCUGGAGGAGCAGCAAGAAAUGCAGAGGAGUGGUCUAAGCAAGCUCAGCAAAGACCUGGAGGAGAGAGAUCAGGAGAUCAGAGCCCAACAAGAACAGAUACGAGAGCUAGAGAAGCAGCGUGAAAGGCAGAGUUUUACUGUCGGAAACAUGAGGAAAGACCUGGAAGAAAGAGACCAGGAGAUCAAAUCCCAGCAAAAAGAGAUACGGGAGCUAGAGAAGCAGCAUGAAAUGCAGACAGUUACUGUAAGCAAGCUCAGCAAAGACCUGGGGGAGAAAGACCAGCAGAUCAGAAUCCAGCAAGAACAGAUAAGUGAGCUGGAGACGCAGCGUGAAAGGCAAAGGAGUUCUCUUAGCAAUACCAGGAAGGACCUGGAAGAGAGAGACCAAGAGAUCAGAACCCAGCAAGAACAGAUACGGGAGCUGGAGGAGCAGCAAGAAAUACAGAGGAGUACUCUAAGCAAGCUCAGUAAAGACCUGGAAGAAAGGAACCAGGAGAUCAGAACCCAGCAAGAACAGAUACGGGAGCUGGAGGAGCAGCAAGAAAUACAGAGGAGUACUCUAAGCAAGCUCAGUAAAGACCUGGAAGAAAGGAACCAGGAGAUCAGAACCCAGCAAGAACAGAUACGGGAGCUGGAGGAGCAGCAAGAAAUACAGAGGAGUACUCUAAGCAAGCUCAGUAAAGACCUGGAAGAAAGGAACCAGGAGAUCAGAACCCAGCAAGAACAGAUACAGGAGCUGGAGGAGCAGUGUGAAAUGCAGAGGAGUUCUCUAAGCAAUACUAGGAAGGCCCUGGAGGAGAGAGACCAGGAGAUCAAAUUCCAGGAGAGGAAAAUAAUGGCUCUAGAAGAACAUGGUACAUCACAAGUAAGAAGUGUGCUAGAGGAGCUAGAUCAUGUGAAAGCAAACUUGAAGGAGAAAACCUUAGAGCUCAUGUCUCAGGCUCAGCAGACCCAUGAACUGGAAAUGGAGAGAGAACAGGUGAAAUCUCUUCACGCAGACCUUGAACACCUGCGGGCAGUUCUUAGGAAAAGGGAUGGCGAGGCUGAGUCUCAAAGGGAUCGGUUAAGGUUCUUUCAGCAGUACAAGGAGCAGCAGGAUGGGUACCUGCAAGAGCUGCAUGGUAAAUUAGAAAAGAUGACACUUUCUUUAUCUGAAAGAGAUCAAGAGCUUGAGUCACAGCAAAAGCAAAUCCAGGAAUCUGAAGAAGCCAUGGAAAAGAAGUUAAAGACUGUCCAUGACCAACUGGAGCAGACAUUAGAAGCUUUAAAAGAGAAGGACAGACACCUAGACAUUCAAAUGCAAAAAACAAGGAAAUAUGAGGAAGAAACAGAAAAACAGAUGAAAGUUUUACAUAGAGACUUGGAACACACUAAGGCAAUAUUGAGAGAAAGAGAAUUUGUGAUUGAAUCUCAGAAGGAACUGGUCAAGAUCUUCCAAAAACAAGAAUCUGAACAGCAGAAGGAAAUUCUGGAACAUCUCAAAGUGGCAGUAAAGGAACAAGAACAAGAAAUUAUUUCCCUUAAAAAGCAAUGUGAGGUGUACAAGCAAAAGGAAGAAAAGCACAAAGCUGAGCAAGCAAAUCUUCAAGAAACAAAAGUAAUUCUGAAAGAGAGAGAAAAAAAGAUAGAGUUGCUGGAGGAGGCUGUCUCUAAGCUCCAACAGCAAAAAGAAGAGACAAUGAUGCAGACUAAAGCUUUGCUACAUAAACCAGAAUAUGCUGCAUCUUCUGUAGAAGCUAGAGAGCAGGAUACAGUGUCUUUGCAAAAGCAUGUCCAGGAGCUUCUAGAGCAGAAGGAAUUAGAAGGCAAGCAGGCCGAGGGCCUACAACAGGAUGUAAAUAAAAGGAGCCAGACACUGAAGAGCAACAGUUUGGAGUUCCUCAAGCAGGCAGAGCAAAUUAAUAUGUACCAGCUUCAUGAAGAAAGUAUGAAAGUAGCACUAACAUCUUGCCAGAAGCAAGUGAGUCUGCUUGAGGAAAUGGUGAAGAAGAGAGAUGAAGACAAUGAAAUUCUUAUGCAAAAACUUCAGCACCAAGAAGAAGACCUGAAGACCUUGCAGAAUCUCCAGUUUAUGUUGGCUGAAAAGGAAGAAGAGAAUAGAUAUCACAGAGAGCACGAGAAGGUCUUGGAAGAAGUCUUGCAUGAGAGGGAACGAAAGACUAAGGCUCAAGAUGAGCAAAAACAGUUGGAGGAGAUGAGAGGUCUUCAAGAAGAUCUCCAGCAUGUUCAGCAGACUCUGGCCAAGAAGGACGAAGAGAUCAAAUACCAGAGAGAGAGAGUUAGGUAUUUAGAGAAGACUCUGACAGGGAGAGAACAAGAACUUUGGAGGCAGAGUGAAUUCCUGAAACAAUUAACAUCAGCUUUGCGAUGGAAAGAUGAAGGGGAGACUCUAAAGAAAAAAAUUCAGAAACUCCAAAAAUGGGAGGAAGAGGAAGCAGAAAAGAAGAAACUUAUCCAGGAGAGAGACCAUUUCCUGAAAAGGCAGAAUGAGCUAGCCCAACAACUGGAAGAUGAGAGGAAAGUAAAGGGGGAGGAAUUGGAGCGUGUGAUUGCUAUUUUGAAGCAGACCGAAAGUGGAGAAAUAGAAUGGAAAGAGAAGGCACAAGCACUGACUCUUGCCCUUACCAAGAGUGAAAUGGCCAAUGAGUCUUUGAGGGAAGAAAUAGCCAUCCUACAGCGUAUGGUUUCAGAGAGGGACAAGGACCGAUUUCAUCUUCAGCAAGCUAUCGCAGAAGGAGAGCAACUAUCGUGGCUCUCUGAGAAGAAACUCAUGCAGCAACGGCUGGAAUCUCUGCAACGAGCAGUUGCAAGACUGGAACAUGAGAAAACUGAGCUGAAGCAACUCAACACUGAGCUCAGAAGGACUCUUGAGCAGGUGGAACGGGAAAGGAGGAGACUGAAGAGAGAUUAUACUGGUCAGUCGCUGCCGGAUACAUGCAGGUUUUCUCUCUCUGAGUCUGACCAGGACAAGAUGCCUGCUUCUAGACAGGAGGAGGCUCAUGCUCUCUGCAGACGAUUAGCUGAGUUACAGAACCAGGUGAGGAGUAGGAAAGCUCUCAUCAAAGUCUGCUGUAGCUGCACUGGUGGGCACAGUUUGGUGUAACAUCGCAGCACAAGUUUUGUUUAAGUGGGCCUCAUCUGUGAGGAAGGUGACAGAAAUACCCGGUUAGCCACAUCUGUUGUUCGUGGCCAAGCAAUACCAUUCAUCUCGGUCUAGUCUCUGACUUGCCUAAUGGUCGGGUGUGUCAAGUGCGGGGCGGGGGGUUGGAAGGAAUUCAGAAAACUCUAACUCACCUGAAUCUGGAGAAUUGACUAAGAACGAUCCCCUGGAGCCUCACUCAUCCUGCUAGCUCUUCCAAUUUUCCCUUUGCUCAGUUAAAAGAGGAACUAACAUCAUAUGAGAGUUCCGAAGAUCUGAGGCAGUGCCAGAGCUUAUAGCCUUAAGGCAAUUGUUAGUCCCAUUUUGCUGUUCUGUGUUAAUCAUGGCCCCAGUAUUCAACUGAGAGGCAUAAGCACUGUAAGGGUAUUUGUUUUAUCAGUGUAGGAAUGUAUGUUUCAACUACUGAACCUUAUUGCCUCCUAUUACGAUGGUACUGGCCAUAUCAGAAGGUCUCCAGACUUCUCUUCCGUAUACUUCUAUGGGUCAGGUACACCCUUGUCCCCCUGAGGAUAUGAAUGUUCACAGAUGCUAAGGGUAAAAUGCAUAUAAUACUUAGGUGGGUAAAGUACGAGAUGAUGCUUAGCUCUUGAACAGCGAGAAUACUUGCUGAAGCCAGCAAGUUAUCAAUUACGGACGUUUUUACCAGGAAUCCUAGGUGUGUGAAGUUAUGUUGCUACAGGUAGCUAAAUGAACCUCCUUCCCCUUGUGAUUCUUGUGUUUUUGCCUGCCCUGUGGACCUACUUCAUCAGGGAAAUGAAGGUGAUCUGAUCAGAGAGUUGUCCUCAGUUGGCUAGUUAGGGCACUCCUCUGGCUCUGAGAAACGGGAACUGAAACACGAUCCCCCACUUCUUGGGAGAUUUUCUAAGCAGCAGAUAGUUACUUCUCCCACUCAUUUCUCUGAGUUACCUACCAAAGUGUGGGAGGGCUUUUCAGGCUUCAAAGGACAAUUUCACAAAGGUGCCCUUGUUAUUUCAGAGAGAAUUUCAGAUUUGUCCCUCUCUUCAGUGGAAAGCUUCCCGAGCUGAUGUAUGUUGUUUGUUGUGAAGUCUUGUUAAUGUCUUACUUCCCUUGUGCACUACUGGCUUCUAAUUCAGCACUGGAAUUUCCAGUGAAAUUUCCCUUCUGGAGCUGGCUACCUAAGUUCCAGGUGCUGCCAUGCUAAAUCCUUUUUUAGAUCAUCUGGUCCUAGAUGCUUAGCAAAUUAGAGUCCCACUUUUUUUUUUCUGUUUUGGCUUUAUUUUGACAGAGCUUUGCAUUGCAAUUCAAAGGUAACAGGUUCCAUAAGCCAUAAAAAUCAUGUGGGAAUUGUUUCUAUUAUUGAGUUCAUCUGCCAGGAAAGAAUGUUUUCAUGUUCUGAGCUUGAAGUUGGUGAUUGCCUUUCCAUAUGGAACACAGCCAUUGGCAAAGGACAUAGAAGGUAUCGUCCCGUUGAAAACAGAGUAAAACCUCUGACUCGAGCAGUUUUCCCCAGAACAGCCAAGUAUGGAGUGCUGCUGCCCAGUACUGGCAUCUGCUCCAAAGCAGGCAGAGGGCAUAUGCCAGGAGCUGCCGUGGCUGCUCUGCACUACAAACCUAGACAGGAGGUAAGAGUAGCCUGGAUCUCUCUCCCGUCAAAAAGCUCAGAGGACACAACUCCAUUCAUCAGCAGAUAAAGAAUUGGAGGAUUUUCAAGGCCCAUGCAGUCCCUUACAGCUCAUCUUAUCCCUGACCUUGUUCAUCAAAUUAUGCUUUGCUGAUGCUGUAAAAUGCUGUAAAGUUAAGAAAAAUGAUUUUGCUCAUUUUGCAUGUGUUAGCUGUAAAGUAUUAGCUAUAUCAUAACAGAAGAGUUCUUUGGUACCUGGCCCCUGAACAACCUGUCCUUUUUUAUAGUGUUUGAGUGACUGGUAGUGCUGCUCAGGAAAAAGGAUGUAGAACUGCAGUGUCAGUAGCACAAAUCUCUCUUUUUGGAAAAAGAGUUGGGUUACUAAAUCCUGGAGGAAGAUAUCUCUUGCUUUAAUAUACAAGUAAUAUCUCAGUGUUGUGUAUGGGUGUGGUACACCAGAAAGAAACCUGAACUGACGAUAAUGUAAGUUCAAUUCAAUGUGACUUUGGGAACUUGCCACUUCCCACUCAGUAAGGACAAGUGGUGUCCUGACAAGGUGUUUGUCAGGGCUAGAGUUAGAGGACGCUUUUUCCUUGACAGCUGGUACCUUGGAACUAAAGAUGAUGGUAACAAGGUGGACUUGUCUGAGCUCAGCCUUUUGCCUCUUUCAGGUGUCCCUUUUGCAGAGGCAGUUGGCACAAGAACGAAAAUAUAAGCAAGACUAUAUUGAGUGCUGUGCAAAGACCAGCCAGGAACUGUUAGA
Molecule: messenger RNA, 10949 nt
Organism: Struthio camelus australis
Lineage: Eukaryota; Metazoa; Chordata; Aves; Struthioniformes; Struthionidae
Source: RefSeq, a predicted model, not a curated record